Messenger RNA from Pocillopora damicornis (cauliflower coral), 16376 nucleotides. Its product is annotated as E3 ubiquitin-protein ligase rnf213-alpha. Gene Ontology annotation, molecular function: ATP binding; ubiquitin-protein transferase activity; ATP hydrolysis activity. The record is from RefSeq and is a predicted model, not a curated record. NCBI's taxonomy places the organism in Eukaryota, Metazoa, Cnidaria, Anthozoa, Scleractinia, Pocilloporidae.
UGUGGCAGUAGCUUCUAGCGAUGCAGUGCCCCGAAUGUGGAUGCACAGACUUGGAAGAUACUUUUAAAUGGUGCCCAGAAUGUCGUUCUCCUCUGCAUCAUGGUCAAAGUAUUCCAAGUGUCCUCUUGCCGCGAAGCGAUGCUUUGGAAAGAGGACACGACUUUGGAAAAGAGGAAGAACACGUUGAAGGUGAUGGGCAAAAUCAGCAGUGCCAGCUUUCGUACAGAGAUGAGCAUGGGACCCUGUUAAGACAACAAACACAGCCUACGAUUCACUCUAGGCAGCCAGACAUCGAGGGUGGCUCCACCUUCGUUGAUCCGUCAACGGAGAGCGAGAGUAAGUCACCGGAAGGCCAUCGUCAUUCGGCGAAUUCCGCACUAACUUCCCUGUUGCCGACGACCUCGCCUACUGCGAGAGACGGAGGUCUGCCCCAUCGCGCUAGCGCUUCCGCCCCUUACAGUACAGAAUCGUCGGGUUCAGAGGACAAACCAGGUACUACAAAGCCAACGGCAACGCAGCAUGGGAAGCAGCCGGGUUUUGCCGAUAAUGAGGGUUUCAAUAAAGGAUCUACUGAGAGAGAUGACAGCCGAAAUGUUAAGAAAGAUGGCGUCUCUGGUGGUGAAAGCGUGAGAAGCCAAGCAGAACUUGGUCAGGGUGACGUUUAUGCUGAUCAGACCGGAAGUUAUGAUGGAGUUAAUGAUACAAAGAAAGAAGUCAGACAGUCAAAUAAAUCAUCAAAUCAUGGCCAGAUGACCUGUGGUAAAGACGAAACGGUCACUCAUGUUGGAUCACCUUCUGGAGGAAGAGAACCUGUCUUAAAAGAUCCCCUUGGAGGCACAGGGAACGUACAAGGGGGAAAAGACUCAAAGACUUCCAACAAUGGAACCCAAAUUUUGAGUAGGGAAACAGUUGAGAGCCCCACUCUGGUCAAGAGUGGUGCCGAAGGAAAAGAGCUUGGUUCGAGAGAUCCUCUCAAUGGUACAGGAAACACUGGUGAUGGUAAAGAAGGUGCUAAGGGCGUCGCCAACACCUUGAAACAGGUUGAACCAGAGGAUGGAGUCACUGUAAUCUUCCACGUCGUGUUAGCGUCCAACUUAAAUAUGGAAGAAGGACAUAUGCAUAUUCAAGCAGAAGGAGAAGAUUUGGGAGACUUUAAGAUAAACUGUGUUGACAUGAAGUUAGUAAGGGUUGACAAAGGCAAAAACAAAAAGAAGCCUAGGCUCUUCCAAGGACAGUUCACUCUCACCAUCGACCGAGCCCGGAAGGGAAUCAAAUACAAGUAUGUGAUAAUCAAGAAAAAGGUUGUUCUAUGGGAAGAACUGAUAGAGUUUCAACCACCCCAUGGAGGAGUUAUAGUCGAUCGAUUUCUCUUUAUACCAGACAAAUACCUGGAACGUGGUGCAACAUGGCACCAGUUCGACGGAGUAAGCUAUAUUAUCACUGAGAAGGGCUGGUGGGACUCAUUGAAAGGAUUGUUUCGGCCCGAACAAACAGCACAAAAUCGCACAACUGCACUUCUCGCCUUCUUACCAAAGUGGAGAGGCUUUGUUGUUGGCGAGUGCGAGGAAAAAAUGAAGGCAACAGAAGCAGUUAUGGAGUUGGACAAAGUCGUAGACUGCCUUACCAACGUUGGGAUUCAGUUUUCACGCAGACAACCUGAGAGAAGGAAACCACCAGAUUUCAAUAUUGACAAGGUUUUAAUGGACCACUUGGAACCAAAAAUGAAGGAAAAUGCCGCUAUAACAGCCCAGAGUGACGUGCAAAUAGAAGCUCGAUCUUCAGCAUUGGUGUCGUCCUUAGCGAUCGUUCUGAUCUGCAAACAGUACAAAAUAGAGCUUCGGAGAGAACUUGUGUUAUCACUUUUGAGAUGUUUGUCGCUUGCAGCAGAUCCAGCAAAGAAAAAAUGCACGAUUUAUGAAGCAGUUCUGGAAAAUUUUAGUGAAGAACUGAGAGAAAGCGCUGCUAAAGGGAUUGAGGAACUAUGUAACCAAAUUAUGGCGCAACCUCGGAAAUCAGAAGCCGACACGUGGCUAUUUGCUGUACCAUUGUUACAUUUCUUGAGGGGAGAUUCUAUGCCAUUUGAAGAACCUGGUAUUGAAGGAUCGUACCACAAACUUGAUUGGGUUGGAGCUCAGGGACUGAAAAUAAAAGAAUUUCAAAGAUCAGCUGAAAAUUUAAAUCUGCGAAAACUAAUCUCCAGACUUGGUUCAGCCUUCGAGGUCGAUCUUCUGUUAAAAAGGACCUUUCUCCAUGUCAUUCCUGUUGAGGAACUAAACAAGGUUGUUGCGUCGGAAUUGUUCCAAAUUUUCGACAUUUUGUUGGCCCUAGUAACAUGCUGUUCCCGUGCAUACGUACCAUCAGCCAAGUGGGCAGGUGUUUUUCAGUGUAUAAGACUGAUGAUUAUUCAGUAUAACAGGGAAAAAGAAUCAACUUGCACUGACCUUAAAGAGGUUGAAUUUACAGUUUCAUUGUGUCUACAACUGGUUGAAGUCUUCCUAAAAAAGUUGAACAUUUGGGAACACGUGGAUCUGAUCUGUCACACAAUUAAGCUGCUCUUUACAUGUAUUAGUAAGCAGCGACGGGAAUUUGAAGAGAAGCCUGACCAAGAAGAGGACCAGUUAAACGAGAGCAAAACCAUUGACAGGCUACUAAGGAGCCUGAGAGAGAGGUUGUCAAAUGAUCUCUCUCAUACCAUGUCUUAUCAUCACAAGAGUGAACGUCUAGCCAGAGAACUUUCGUUAUGGAGCGAGUUGCUUUGGAUUACGGAUGAAAAUCAAGGAUUUACUGCUUACAGGAAGUUUUUGAUAAAUGAGCUGCUGAGUCGAGCAAGGAAGUUGGAGGGAGUGCACUUGGUUAAAAUUUUUUGUGAAGUAGACAUGGAUGCAUAUGAAGGAGCUGUUGGAGAAUCUUUUUCUAACCUUGCUUUUGAAGCAGUGGAAAAGAUUAUUAGCUUACCAAGAGGAGGAGACGACAUACGUAUUUUUAACCACCUGUCAAAUUCAAAGGCUGGAAAAUCCGGCCAGCUUUUGUCCAUGUUUCUGACAAAGUCGUGGCCAAAAGGUGAAGAACAAUCAGACACGUGUGAUUUGGACCCUCUAAGGGUGGAAUUUCUUCUCACCUGGAAGCCAAUGAUGGGAUACCUCAAGUUCACUACGAAUCCUAAAGUUUUGGGAGAUAAGUCUGGAAGUAGUAUACUUUCGGAUGAUUGUAAGGAGACCUUGUUUUUGGCCAAAUCCUUACUGGACACUCUUGUGAGGGUCAUAUCAGAUGGCUCAGUAACUUUUCAAGUGUUGCUCCUUCUGCAAAGGCACAAGGAAACGUUCUUGGAACUUUUAAUGACAAGUGCUGCAGAGGUCAAAGAUGCUGAGCUUAGCCUGGCUCACCGAUUAGAAGAAAUUCAGGAAUUUUUUGUAGUGAAAGAAAAUUUGGGCACAUUUAUUGGAAUGUGUGAUGUGAUCCAGCCAGUCGAUUCAACCAAGCUCAAGAAUAAAGUGUCUCAGGAUGUUUCAUCUUUCCAGAUUCGAGGCUUGUGCAAACGGGUAGACGACAACCAAAUCGAAAUUAUCUUAUUUAAACUUCCUCCGGCCCUUAAGGAGGUACUUUCCACUCUUGGAAGAGUUCAAAAAAGCUUCACGUUCCAGGCUCUUUGGAGAAAAUUUGGGAAUAAGGCACAAAGAGCCAGGGAAAAUGACGAUGCACGAAAACGACAGCUCACUAUUAGUGAUGUUGUUGAAAAUGUUUGGAAACCAGCUAUUACAAGUUGGGCCCAAACUGUUGCUAGUGUCAAGGAUGGCACAAUUUCUCUUGGAGAUGUUGACAAGCUCUUUGACGGCUACGAAAAUCGCAAAAAGGAACUCGAGGGAGAAUUAUCCUGUAUGUUCAAAGUGAACACCGGCCAAACUGUGAGAAACGCCAGAAAACAACAGAAAAUUGUCGCAGAGCGACUUGCUCAAAUUGAACGUUACCAACAUCUUCAUCAAUACUCCAGUGCAGCUGACACCGUCUGGGAGUUUAAGGAGGCGAUGGGUUUUACCGGGGACUUUAAAGUUAUCGAAGAUAUACGUAAUCAGCUAUCAGUAGAGUUCAAGCAGAAGCCCUUAACCAGCGUCGGGGAAAGCUUUUCAAAGGCUGGUCAAGCUCUUCAAUGUUGCUAUGGUGACAAGGCUCAGUGCUUCAAAGCAGUGGUAGACAGCAGACGGCUGGUGGAGUGGCUACGUUCCACGAUCAAAUCCACCCAAGAGCUAAAGGUUCUUGUUGACCUGGCCUUGAUCUCUGCUGGUGAAAGCGAUAUGGAAACUGAUCGUAUAUCCAGUCUACAUACCAGCUGCCUAGGUUUUGCUCCUCUGAUAUUUGACCUCAAAGAGAGUGAAGGACGUAGAGUGAGCUUUGAUCAACUGAUGAACGCCUGCGAUCCUGUAUGGAAAGCAGUCGAGACGGAUCAGAUGUUACCCAAAAAGCUGUAUGACACUAGCAGGCAUCUGGAGUGGCUAAAAACUGUUAAAGAGUCUCAUGGCUCGGUUGCUAUGACGUCAUUAGUGCAGGCUAAGACUAUCAACUCCAGUGGUGUAUAUCUUGUGGGCCAUUUGGAUGACGAAAAGGGUCUCUCACCAGAACAAGGAAAACGAUUGUCAUUCAAAGAUGUGAUCCGACUGACGGUUCCCCUUAAAGAUCGAAGUGAAAAGGAGCAGAGGAAAACUUACUCUAUUGACGAACUAAAGGAUUUGCAGAGUAAACUAAUGUUGAUCGCAGGAAAAGCUGAAAAAGGGAAGAGUGACGUGGAGCAGUUCGUUAGGAAUCUUGAAGGUGUCAUGCGUUUAGCGACUGCAUACAUCAACCUCUUUGAAUCUGGUUACAUUCAUCGUAUGAAUUGGAGCCAAGAAUAUCACUGUAGCAAAGAUCAAGUCGCGGGAAAGUCUAUUGCGAAGGAAUUGGAUAAGGAAAGCUCCUACAUGGAAAUGUGUUACAAGAACUGGAAAAAGAAGGUCAGUGAUGCAAGGAAGGAGUAUAGAGAAUUGAACUUCUUCACCACGCAGCAGUUGAUGACACUUAGGAAAGAAAUCGCUACAGUUUGCAACAGCAACGACCUCGCUAUUAGCAACAUUCAAGUGCUCACUUUACUGGAAAGUGUUCGUCCUAGCUUGACCAGCGAACAGUUAAAAUCAGCAAUAGAGCGUGCUUUUAAGGAGAAAGAAUUACUCGAGAACCCUAAAGGAACAGCGGAACUGCCUUCGUCCACUCACGUUCCAUCAGACGACGAAAUAGUGACUUACAGGUCAAUGUUUAGCAACAACAACUACUUAGGCACGAGUUCCUCAACAGCAACCAGUACUUGUCAACUACAAACUGCAUCUGUCAAGAGACCGAAGCCGAAGGAAAUAUCGAAGAUUCAAAGUUUCUUGAAUGCAGCUGCCGAUAAUGGUUAUUCGGAGCAGAUUGCAUUAGCUGCUUUGGCGAGUCAAGGUGUUGAUGCAGAAGAAGGCAACUUACUGUUGUGGUGCCGAGAAAAAGCGGACGAGGCUGAUAUCGAGGCUCUUUACGAAGAUGCGAAGCAAAAUCCCAUGAUUGCCCGAGAAAUCUUCCCAGAGGUGGUGGAGUCUAUUGAUCAGGAUGUGCCAGCCGAGGAUUUCCGUGAAAACGAAACCGACUCAGCCCUGCUACUGGAGAUGUCGUCCACGCCUGCUGAAACCAUUGUUGCAGAGCAGGCGGUUAGCAAAGACGGAGAUAACGAAACAGAGAUCAGUCAAUAUCUUACACUCACCCAGCUUGGAAAACUCCUUAGAACACUUUCAGUUGUCGGAAUUCGAGCGACAGCUCGCACCUUUCCAGCAUUCUUAAAAAGAGGACGACCCAACCUCAUACUUGUUCCUAAAGAUGACAUCCUUGCUACAGUCCUCGCCCUCUAUAUGCAUGACGAAAAGCAGCCUUUGCCAAGCCAUGAUAAGGUGCUCCUUUGCACACCUGAGACCGCCACAGAAGAGAUCGAGUUGCUAUGGAGACGUGCAAUAGGGGACAUGGAGGGCCGAUUUUAUUGUCUCGUACACGCAGAUGUGUUGGAUUUUUCAGUCAGUAAGCAAGCAGUGGAAAUGCUUAGUGUAGUGACACGGGGACUUGCUGGCAAGGCUGGAGAACAUUAUGGCCUGGUGGUAAUCUGCAGUAGCGAGAAUGAAGAUCAUGCCAACGUAGUAGCAGCUCUUGAUCAGUAUCGUGUUGCUGCUCCACCUUGUCCUUCGCCGGAUGACCUGCAGAGUUACCUCAAGCAUCAGUUCCAAGCACCUCCUUCUCAGGACAGUUACAUUAGUGGUAGUAAGAUUACUUGGAAAACAGCAGGAUCCCUAGACCCAGGAAAACUCUCCGUUCGAGUUGUCUCAUCACACCGAGGAGGCUUGGGAAAGACUCUGUUUGUUCGUCGCUUAACUGAACAGCUUCCUAACCUAAACAACGACAUGGUUAUGGAAAAUUUGCGAAGACAAGUCUCAAAAACAUUCUUGCACGUGACCGUACCUCUUCAUGGGAAUUCCAUAGACCCGUCGAUGCUUGUUGAUGCGCUACUUCCGCAUGCAGUGAAGGCAAAUGUACCUCUGUCCCGUAUAUUCCAUCUGGACGUGUCACCUUCGUUGAGACAUGGUCUGGACACUCUUAUUUUCAACCUCUUUGUCCUUGGCUACCUUUGUGACAAAAUGGGAAGAGUGUGGAGGAGAAGAAGCACAGACUUGUACAUCAUUGAGAUCACGACCGCUGCUCCCCUACCCACGAGUUUCACCAGGGAGGAAGAAGCUCAAAGUCAAGGGAGACGAUCUGGAAAAUCCACAAUGUCUAAGCGGCCAUUUUGUGAACUGCUACCUACUAUUGAGUGUCAAACUCCAACAACUGUUCUCAGCCGUUUAGCAGAUACUCCAGAUAAACAUGACUAUAAUCCGCUGUUUGACGUCAAAGAGUUUCGAAACCCACCGUUCCAGAGGGUUUAUCAAUAUCUGAAACUGUCAAAUGAAGGAGAGAAUCUUGACAAUUUUACGUUUUCGCCUGAAAAUGUUGAUGAAGAUCGAUGGAAAUGCCUCAUGCUAAUUCUCAGAAAUUGCGGUAUUCCUGAUCCCUCGUGGUCAGAGAUUCGUCAUUUUGUGAGUUUCUUGAACUCGCAGCUCCAAGACUGUGAACAGAGUUGUUAUUGUAACAUGCAGCUAAUGGGGGCUGUUUUAGCAGGACCCAAUGUGCCGAAUCUUGAAGGCUUCCGCUCUUUUGUUGUGCGCUUUAUGAUACAAAUGUCAAGGGAUUUUGCCACUCCAUCUUUGACAAAAGAGAACACUAUAUUCUACACAGAGGAUAAAGCAGAGCUUGAGCGGAAAGAGAUCGAACAGUUUCAAUUGAGAAGACACUGGGAAGGCAGUCCUCAUCCCUACCUGUUCUUCAACCAAGAUCACAUAACUAUGACUUUUCUUGGUUUCUUCAUCAAUUCCGCUGGUGAUCUUGUUGACCCACAAAGAAGUGAAACUUUGGAGAAGGGUUUAAUGUCCAAACCGUUGCGGAAUGGUCUGCGGGCUCAAGGUGUCGAUUUUGACACAAACAUAGAGACCUCCAAAAAAGAGGACAAGAUAAAUCAGUUAUGUUCUGUGAUGGGGGUAAAAUGGUCCUACGAUCCAGACAAAGCCUAUGAAUUAACUACAGACAAUGUCAAGAAGAUUCUGGCCAUUCACAUGAGAUUCAGAUGCAACAUCCCUGUGAUCGUGAUGGGUGAGACAGGUUGUGGUAAGACCCGUCUCAUUCGAUACAUGUGCGGCCUACAAGCAGGGCCUGAAGGACCCCGAAACAUGCUUCUCGUUAAGGUUCAUGGUGGUACAACAUACGAAGACAUCAAGCUCAAAGUUCAUCAAGCAGAAGAAAUGGCCCGCGCAAAUCAAGACAAGAAUGUUGACACGGUUUUGUUCUUUGACGAAGCCAACACCACUGAGGCACUGACCAUGAUUAAGGAAGUUAUGGUGGACCGAAGAAUCAAUGGUCGACCUAUUGGACAAGGCAUAGAAAGGCUGCAAUUUAUUGCUGCAUGUAAUCCUUACAGAAGGCACACAGAUGACAUGAUCCACAAGCUGGAGUCAGCUGGCCUUGGAUAUCACGUGAAAGCAGAUGAAUCAGAAGAUCGGCUGGGUCAUAUCCCUUUACGUCAUCUCGUCUACCGUGUACACGCCCUCCCAGGGAGUAUGCGCCCGUUGAUAUGGGAUUUUGGUCAACUGAAACCAGAUAUAGAGAGACUUUAUAUCAACCAAAUUGUCAGCCGUUACAUUCUUUACGAUGGACAAUUGGUAGGAGACCCUUUGACAGUAGAAGCAAUCGCUGCAGUUCUGGCAGCCUCGCAAAAAUAUAUGAGAGAUCAAUCGGAUGAGUGCAGCUUUGUUAGUCUUCGUGAUGUUGAGAGAGCCAUGCAAGUGAUGGUCUGGUUUUAUAAGCACGUGGAUACACUUGGUAGACUUAUGAGAAAGGUGACUGCUGAGCAACGAAGGGAGGAAGGUUUAGACGUCGAUGAAGAUGAUGACGAGGAGGAGGUGAACUCAAUCACUCCUCUUACCCGUGCCCUGGUACUCGCCAUUGGUGUCUGUUAUCAUGCCAAGCUUCAGGAGCAGCGUGAAGAAUAUCGCAUUUUCGUAGCACGCAGCUUUAAGGCGCCAUGUUUGCUUCCAGGUGGUCACAAGCAGAUACACCGUGAGAUUUCAAGUUGUCAAAAAGCUAUGCUAAACGAGUUGGAUCUCGGCCCCAACAUCGCUCGCAACACAGCCUUGAGCGAAAAUGUGUUUAUGAUGGUGGUGUGCAUUGAGCUCAGGAUCCCAUUAUUUGUGGUUGGAAAACCAGGCAGCUCAAAAUCUUUGGCCAAGACAGUUGUUGCUGAUAACAUGCAAGGCGAUGCUGCAAGAUCGCUACUAUUCAAGACCUUCAAGCAGGUUCACAUGGCAUCAUAUCAGUGCAGUCCUCUUUCAACCCCUGAGGGUAUCAUGGCGACUUUCAAGCAGUGUAGCAAGUUACAGGAGGGAAAAAAUCCAGACAAGUUUGUUUCAGUUGUAGUCCUUGAUGAGGUUGGUCUGGCAGAAGACUCUCCUCUCAUGCCUCUUAAAACUUUACAUCCAUUGCUCGAGGAUGGUAUAACAACUGCUGAUGAGGUCAUUGAGACUGACGAGAAACCGCAGCGCGUAGCUUUCAUUGGAAUCUCAAAUUGGGCCCUGGAUCCCGCUAAAAUAAACCGUGGAAUCAUGUUGUCGCGUGGGGUUCCAAGCGAGGGAGAACUUAUAGAAAGUGCUAUGGGAAUUUGCUCCACGGAUGAAGUGGUGAAAGCUCUUAUCCUGCCUCUCAUAUCUCCAUUGGCCGCUGGAUAUGCACAACUUUACAAGGAACAGAAAAAUUUUGCAUCGUUAAAAAAAUGUGGCAAAGAAGAAUUUUUUGGUCUUCGUGACUUUUACAGCCUCAUUAAGAUGGUGUACGCAAUCGCUGCAAAAUCUCAUCAGAGACCUCGCUGGCAUGAACUAGAACACGCUAUCAAGAGGAACUUUGGUGGCCUAAUUGAAAGAGACCCUGUAGAGAUAUUCAAACGCUACUAUACCGAAAAAGACGAUGACAACGUAGGUGAAACCUCCACAACAAUAAGAUUGAUCGAGGCAAGUCUUGGAAGGGAAGACGUUGCAGAUAGAGCCAAUUUCAGUGAAAACCGUUACCUUCUGAUUCUGACUGAAAAUUACGCCGCCUUACCCAUCAUGCAGCAGCAUCUUUUGAGAACAGCGGAUGAUGCAAUUGUCAUCUUUGGAAGCAGCUUUCCUAAUGACCAAGAAUAUACUCAGAUCUGUCGCAACAUCAAUCGCAUCAAGGUUUGUAUGGAGACAGGAAGAACAGUGAUCUUAUUGAACCUUGAAAGUCUCUACGAGAGUCUGUACGACGCCCUAAAUCAGUAUUAUGUGUACUUUGGAGGACAGAAGUAUGUAGAUCUUGGGCUUGGUACUCAUCGCGUCAAAUGUCGUGUUGAUGAUCGCUUCAAAUUAAUCGUGAUUGCUGAAAAGGACGUGGUGUACAACAACUUUCCCAUUCCGUUGAUCAACCGCCUAGAGAAACACUUCCUUGUGACCUUAACAAGUUUGACUCCUGACCAGAAGGACUUGGUACAGAAACUGCGCACCUGGGCCAGUGAAUUUGCUGAGGUUUCGGGUGAAGACAGACGUGGCAGGGACUUCUCCAUUGGAGACGCUUUUGUUGGAUUUCACGAGGAUACAAUUCCCUCCAUUGUCAUGCAAGUCUGUAAUGAAAUUGAAAGAGAAGACCACUUAUCGGCAAGUGAUGACACAAAGGAUACAUGGGAAAUGAAAGUACUUCGAAGAUCUCGGAUGAUGCUUUUAGAGAUGGCUACACCUGAUGCAAUUGCUCGCCUUCCUCACACUGCUUUAGAAAGACAAGCCCCUCAUUUCUGGAAUGACUACUUCAAAAAACAACAGCACUCAAGUUUGGCGAAGUUCAUGUCGCACGUGCUCAAUUUGGAGGAUAGUCGUUUUGAUGAAAAACGUCAGGAGGGGCUCUUGAUUCAAAUUACUACUCAUUCACGUCUGCUUUCUAAAAACGAUUUGGGAGACAUAUGCAAUCAAACUGGCUUUGAACGGUCGACUGUGGAUUCUAUGACACUUCAACAGUUUCAAACGGAACAACAGUUUAGAGCUUCAGUUAGAACCUUUUUUAAACACCUUAGAGGAGACUAUCCUGGUAUUCUUCUUGUUCAGUGUGAUUCAGGAGACGAAAACUUCGACCUGAUUGCGGGUGCAAGACACAUUUUGCUGGAAGAACGAACAAACGCGUCUGAAAUUCUUAAUUUGUCUUCGUUGGUAGCUGUCCACAUUGUGCUGAUCACACAGUUGCCAAGAAUUCCUGGUGGAUGUCGUAACUUUGUUGGUUUCCAGGGUGGAAAAUGGAUGUCCGUUCACAUUGACGAACUUCGUCCACCCGGUAAGAACACUCCUUCCAUCGAGCAACUCAUCGAUCGUCCCAUAAGUGAGCUUUUUAAUGGAGACCGCAUUGAGGAAGAUAACGACAUACCAGCGGUGACGGUGGCGGUGAAGCUCCUUCGUAACUGUGUGCAGGCGGCUGCUUGUAGGGUUGAUAGCGAAACGGAAUCAGCGGAACGGUCAACUCAUAGGAUUGAGCUGCUUUUGGAUUUACUGCCUGAUGACUACCAAACUCAGGAUGAAGAGUCGUUUGCAAGCGUGGUGGUACGAAGAACAUACCACCUCUUAAAGGAAAGAGAACUAACAGCGGCAAAUCCACGAGGAUGGCUCCAAUCAGAAGCUCUGUCGGGAACAGGGGUGCAAGAGUGGGGCACCUUUAGAAAGGCUCUUCUGCAGCGAGUGUUCUCAGUUGUGGUUCCUAUUUUGGCCGAGAUCAUUGCAUUGGCAGACAGAGACUGUAAUUUAGACUUUAUGGAGUAUAACAACACGUGGGUUUCGAGGCUGUGGCUGAAGAUCUUGGCCGACCGUAGCAUCUCAGAGCUUAGUUACAGUGACAUGAUAUCACCCGCUAAUAAUUCUGUUCGAGAACGUGUCCAAGUUAUUGGUUCAGGGGCCGGUGGUCAUCGUUUUUCUUGCCGAUUUCCAUUUUCGUUUGUUAUCAAGCAACGCGUGGAAAAAUUGUUAAAAGACGCAUUUAGUGUUGAAGCUCGUUCUAGCACCACUCUGUUGGAAUCUCUUCGUGAAUUGAUCGGCAACUCACAUUUGAGACGUCCAUUUGAUGAACUGCGUCGUCUACACUCCCCGGGACUGCAGUAUCUGAUGGAUUUUGUUCAUAUGGUGUACAAGCCCUCAAGCGAUAUGGAAUACGAGCUUGUUUGCGAGGCUAUUCUUUCGUCAGCGAGAGAAAUCUUUACUCUGGAAGAUGAGGAUGGUAACGAGUCGAUUGAUAUAGCACUCGUUCAUGUUGCACAUAGUAGAGCUCAACACCGUUUAAAGUGUUUUGAUUCACUCGUUAAAGCGAAUCCAGAUCUGGUACGAAAACUACGAGUAGCUCUUCAAGGAAACAAGCCAGAAGUGCUUUUGGAUGUCAUAGCAUUGAACAUUUGUCUUGGGGCAUUGGAGCCUUCACGAGAGAUGUUGCUUUCUCCGGAGAAACGACGAAUAUGGUGUGACAGAAUUUUGUCUAUAAGGCCAGUGGUGGAAGAUAUGAUAAGGAAAGAGAGGUUUGGGCCUGUCGUGGAGAAAUGUUCAAACUAUGGAGAGAAAUCGACAGUAAUGCUUGGUCACUGCAGAUUCAUGUGGCAGCGAACAGGAGCUGUUCGACUCUUUGUGGAGCACGUGAUUUUGUACGCUGAAAAAGAUAAAGUUGUCACUUCCGAGAGCGUUAUCAGGUUGUGGAAGGUUUUGGGAGAUGAAACUGACUUUUCAACGCUGAGAUCGCUGCAAGCCAUUGAAAAAUUCUUGAUUAACUACAGUGAAGACAUCAAGCAGAGGAGCAAUGAAGAGACUGCUUCUGAGUUACGUCGUCGAUGUAAUGCCUUUUUCAUGGAGCUGGUGUCAAUAUUCUGUUUUAGUGACUUAGUGUCAAAGGACCUUGAAAAGGAAGCUAUCACUCUGCUUAUGCGCUAUGUUAUCGGUCAUCAGUCAACUCAGACUAAGGAUUUCUCUCCAUUCCCUGAUUAUGCUAUUGACCCCACCCCUGUGGUGCGUUCAUUUCUUCUUCAGCAGCUAUUGCGCUCCAGUGUGAAGUUGACAAGGUUGGUAAAAGAACAUCUUGGAGUUUUCUUGCGUGGGGCUCGGAAUUUAAAACCAGAACCUUCGCACGUCAAAGAAGUUUGCUUCUUAUGCGUCCAGUGCAUGGAGGACAUCCUUAUCAGCCGUUAUCAAGCCAAAGUGGUCAAUUCGAAGUUAACAGUAAAGCUCAAACAUGCCAAAAAGACUUGUGAAGAGGCAUUAACGGCUCUUACGGCCAGUGACGAGGAUUCUGCUGAAAUGAGCGCUCUUUCUCUGGAUGGGGUUGCUAAAGGACGUUACGUCUUAUCAUUGGUGGCAGAGUACCUUUACAAAUUGUUCAUUGAGGGAGAUAACAGUUACAAAGACCUUGACGCCAAGAGAGAAGUGAUGUUUUCAUUAGAGUCUGCAAGGAAGCUUUGUAUGGAAGUGUCGAGUUCAACACCGCAGCUCUAUCUGCUUAAACAGCUUGUCAGGCGGUAUGGCUUGGACUGUGUCCGAACUCUGGGUAAAUAUGAGGAACUGGCUUGGAUUUUACCACCAGAGGCUAGACAGCAGGAGGAAGAUGUGAUCCAAGACAGGUUUCUUGUUCAUGGAGAGCAAUAUCGUGUUGUCCGUGAGGGACUGGCUAAAACUGUCAUCAGUGGGAAAAUCCAAGACACUGUCUCUGCCAUCACGGAAACUGGAUUACAAGGUUUCAACAAAAAUGUACUCCUCCUCCUUGUGAUGUACCGUGAAAUAACAAUGGCAAACGUUUCACCAGUUCAGACACAGACUUUGUCUCAGGAGGUGAGGGCAAAGCUUGAUGAUUUCGUAAGAAACGGUGGACACUUAUCUGAAACGGCUCAACCUUUCGCCAGAGAACUUCUUACGAACAGCCAAGGAGGACAAUUUCAGAAACUCCAAAUCUAUAAUGGUAAAACCCCACAGGAGCACACUUUGGCUGAAAUUGUGAUCCACACAGCAGUAACCUUACAGUGUGUUGGUCCAGGAUCUUUGGCUCAACCUCUCUACGCCCUCAUGACGGAUCCAUCGACCAUGAAUAACUCGUUUCUACCAACAAUGCCCGAGGAUAACUACCUUGAGUGCAUGAAUGCCAUCGCUGAAACCAUGAAGGGAACUAACUGGAAGGGAGAGUGGUAUGAGUGCGGCAACCGUAACUGCAGAUAUUUGUACUUUAUUGGAGAGUGCACUAAACCAAUGGAGAAGAGCACCUGUCCAGACUGUGGAAGAGUAUUAGGAGGAGAGAAGCACAAGUUUUCAGGAGAAUAUAAAGUUUCCGACAGGAGAGACAGGACGAAGACUGGUCACGCCCUCGGAGAACCUGCUUCGAGACCUACUCAUGCUGAACCACAGAGAGACAUGUCCCCGAUAGUAUGCAGUGUCUUGAGGAUUAUCAUGCACUCGGCCAUGGUCAUGGGAGCAUCCAGAAAUCCCCAGGCAACCGCACUGCUGAUUACACCUUCAUGCCCCUCGCAGUCUGAGGGGCAAUUCUUAUGGGAGCACUUGCAGAGAGACCUUGAUGUUCUCGGUAGAGCACUGGGGCGCAGUGUUGAUGACGCAGCUCUUACAGUUCAUCUGGCAUUAGCACGAAUGAUCUCGCGAAAUGGAGGACAAACUGCAAACGCGCAUGACAUGCGACUUCAAACCCGGGAAAGUCGUCGCUGCUGGGAAAAGGAUUUCUGCGCUGAGAUUCUUAAUCCUGUCAUCACCAAUCUUGACAAGAAACUACAGAACGCCUCAAAACUCUUGAUGGGUGACGAAAGACUCGGAAAUGAUUUCUUGGUACGUCAACUGUACAAGUUCGAUGAGUACGUGGAAGACUUGUCUCAGGGCGUCAGGCCCAUGUCUUACACUCUUUGGAAGUACAGGCAGCAUAUCACCGUAGAGGACCUGAGUAGUUCUUUUCAGAGAGAAGUCCUUUUUGGUGGCGAACAGGAAUACAAAGUGCUGGACACAUUCCUUAAACAGGAACACAAGUUGCGUUUCGUCCAGUUUCUACCCGAUGUUGUUCGCCUCCAGCGACUAUUAAUGGACAGAUUCCACCGACGAAUUGAUAGAGUGGAUGCGGAGAAAUAUACAAUCCGCGAAUUUCUCAAGGACCUUCCUAAAGGACCUGUGAAAGAGGAGUAUACGAAUCUACUCCAGAGUUUCAAGAAUGCAUGGAAUGCUUGCAAGUCAUUUCUCGGUGAUCAAGGUCGCCUGCGCGUCCCACAAGACCUUUGUAAUACCGAUAUGGACGACAAUUGUCCAAUCGCGAUGGUUCUUCCCAGCACCACCGGGAUGGGAGUCUGUACGACCUCGCUCACCUUUUUCCUGGUUAAUGCAAACAACGAGUCUCUGAUAGCCUACCGUAGUGCAACUAAUCAAGACAGUUCCUUGGAGCGUGUCUUCGUAUCAGAGGUGACCUUGUCGCACUUAAUAGCCUAUGAUCCUGAGAGAGACCUGUUGCCCCUCAUCCUGGCUCAUUGUAACUACUCUCUGGAGGUGGGACAGGAGACCUUAGUUCAAUACGAUUGGGCGGCUCUGGAGAGACAGCUGAUAGACAGGUUGUUUAGGGGAAGGCCUUUUGUCGAGUUCAAGGAGGAACGUUUUGCGUUCAGCAGAGACACCCAAGAUGACGCAGUUUUCACCUCCCUCACUGGAAAAAUUCCUCAGGAACCUAUUUCCCGCGUCGUUGAAAGUCAGAUUAUUAAUGAUCUGCGGUCUUCCUUGUCUGAUAUCUGUGAUGUUAUGUCGUCUCUGGAUAUUGCCAUUGGUUUUCUUGCCUCAUCGGGUGGCCAGCCGGAGAGCCCUUUAAAAUGGUACUUACAUGACGUACUUAAGCUACCCAACGAUCGAGGUCUCAAGAGUGCAACAGCAGAGCAGCACUGCAGUUUAUCCCACACCCUGGCAUUGUGGCGGCUUAUGGCACUCGAGAGAGCAAAAAUCAAGUCCAGGAACAAACAGGAGCCUUUUGAGCAAUUACCUGACGUUUUCAAGGAAAAACUUGGCUCAAGAGAAAAAGCUAGGCUAAAUCGCGAGUUGCUAAAAAUCGACAUGGACAUAUUUCUGCCGCAACUACUUCAGAUUAUUAUUCUGAAUGUGAAAAGAGAUGGUGAAACGAUUUCGACGAUGAGCUUUGAAGAUUACUUGGAAUGUUGUUUAGCCGACAAAGGCUUGGAAUCAAUCCCAGGAACAGAGAACAUACCGGACAACAUCAAAAUGGCGCACCUAAAAGACGUUUGGAACUCCGCUGUUCAGCUAAGCGAUGACUUCCACAAAGAUCGUAAAGCAGUCUAAUCUUCUCCUUAAUUUUAAAAUGCUGGCAUGUAGUAAAUACUUCCAUUUUUUAGCUACUUUAAGGUAUUUCGUUGUUGUAGUUAAUGAAUAGGACCAGCCAGUUUCCUUUGCCACGUAAAAUUACCUUUGGUUUAUUUAGAUUAUUAGGAAAAAUUCCUCUCGAUGCCCCCUCUGCAAAAAUAGUAGAAAUAGCAGGAACUUCUAUGUAUAUGAAAAGUAAGGGGAAUGGUACUAUUGAUUAAUUUUUCAUAAUUUGUUUCUUAUGCAGUCUAAAGAUAACUCAGAAUGCUACAGCUGAGAAUGAUAUAAGCAUGACGUGCAAGUUUAAACCGCACUUUCAAUUAAUAAUAUUAAGUUAGUAUAGAAAUAUCUAUUCCAUUAAACUUUUGCAUAAAUUUUUCCUUU